Molecule: messenger RNA, 1059 nt
Organism: Myripristis murdjan (pinecone soldierfish)
Lineage: Eukaryota; Metazoa; Chordata; Actinopteri; Holocentriformes; Holocentridae
Gene: rpl5b
Product: ribosomal protein L5b
Exons: 8
Coding region: 34-993 (319 amino acids)
Biological process (GO): ribosomal large subunit assembly; translation
Cellular component (GO): ribosome; cytosolic large ribosomal subunit
Molecular function (GO): 5S rRNA binding; structural constituent of ribosome
Source: RefSeq, a predicted model, not a curated record
GUUGGUAAUUUGUCCCAAUAUGUACCUGCAUCCAUGUCUAAGACCUGCGUCGUGCUGUUUGUGGGCUCAAAUGUUGAUAAACAUGAUAUUUGUCUCCGGAUGAAGGGUUUUGUUAAAGUGGUGAAGAACAAGGCCUACUUCAAGAGGUACCAGGUCAAAUUCAGGAGAAGGAGAGAGGGAAAGACCGACUUCUUUGCUCGCAAGCGCCUGGUCGUCCAAGAUAAGAACAAGUACAACACACCCAAGUACAGGAUGAUUGUCCGCUUCUCAAACAGGGACAUUGUCUGCCAGAUCGCCUAUGCCAAGAUUGAGGGUGACAUGAUCGUCUGUGCCGCCUACGCCCAUGAGCUGCCCAAAUACGGCAUCUCAGUGGGAUUGACAAACUACGCAGCAGCCUACUGCACUGGACUGCUGCUGGCUCGCAGACUGCUGAACAAGUUUGGCCUGGAUAAGGUCUACGAAGGCCAGGUGGAGGUGACAGGCGACGAGUUCAAUGUUGAGAGCAUUGACGGUCAGCCUGGUGCUUUCACCUGCUACCUGGAUGCUGGGCUUGCCAGAACCACCACAGGCAACAAGGUGUUCGGAGCUCUGAAGGGGGCUGUGGAUGGGGGUCUGUCUAUCCCCCACAGCACCAAGCGCUUCCCUGGGUAUGAUGCAGAGAGCAAGGAGUUCAACGCUGAGGUCCACCGGAAGCACAUCAUGGGGGUCAACGUGUCAGAGUACAUGAGCUACCUGAUGGAGGAGGAUGAGGAAGCUUACAAGAAGCAGUUCUCCCGCUUCAUCAAGAAUGGAGUCACCCCUGAUAUGGUUGAGGAAAUGUACAAAAAGGCUCAUGCUGCCAUUCGUGAGAACCCAGUCCACGAAAAGAAGCCUCCCAAAGAAGUCAAGAAGAAGAGGUGGAACCGCGCCAAGCUCUCUCUGGCCCAGAGGAAAGACCGUGUCGCCCAGAAGAAGGCCAGCUUCCUCCGGGCUCAGGAACAGGAGGCUGAUUAAAAUGUUGGCCUUGGGCGCUCAAAAUGCAAACAUUUGUUCUAAUAAAUAUAUUAAAAAAAAGAUGCA